Messenger RNA from Cyclocybe aegerita, 1410 nucleotides. The record is from the annotation of a GenBank genome assembly. Lineage: Eukaryota; Fungi; Basidiomycota; Agaricomycetes; Agaricales; Hemipholiotaceae.
AUGGAUCGGUCGGUGGCCUCGCGUAAACGAAACAUUUCCAGCGUGGCCGACGGUGCUGGGGGCGAGCACACAGGCAAAGAAUCCGGUGGAAAGCGUCAGAACAUCGACGGACCCAAUCUCAGCGGCACAGAGCACCGAUCGAACAGUGUCCUUGCGGACAACGGAGGGAUCGCGUCGCAGACAUCCAAACAGGCUGCAGAGCCCACUUUUCUGGCCUAUCCGGACCUCGCGAACUCCAAACCCAGCCAGGUCCCCUUCCAGCAGCCCUCCCAGCUCAUCACGUUCUCGUACACCCCCGAACACGUGCAGGAGUUCACCGACUCCGCCUUGCGGUACUUCGCCGACCCGCCGCUUGGAGCGAGCCUCGCAUAUGGAUAUGAACUGUGGAACAGGAAACCAGACACACGAAGGAGGAUCGACGCGCUCUUGCAGGCGGUGUCGAGGGUGAGGAAGGACCCGGCUCGGCCGCUGCCCGAGAUUGGGGUGGUUUCGUGGAGGGGUGUCAUGACCAAGAUCUUGACUGCGCCGUAUGAAAACCGUGAGGGCUGGGAUCUCAAUGUGAUGUACCACAAUGGGACGCUAUACCUCGAGGAGCACGCCUCAGAGGAACGUCUGAACGAGAAAAACAACAUGAAUGCUAGACAGCGGUCUCAGACGUACUAUGGCUACGCCUUUGAGUCUUACUGCACGUCGGAAGCUCCGGCGGGCAAAGGACCUAGGAAAGGCGCGUACCCUGGCGCGCCAUCGGGCUGGGGAGGCGAUGUGAACACCAAUGUCCAGUGGUGCAGCGUUGUUCGGACAAAGCUCGGAGAUACGCGUAUGAUCAUCGGCGGAGAGGUGGACUGUGUUCGAGGAAAAUACACGGGGCAGACGGACACCUUCGUGGAAUUGAAGACGUCGCUCACGAUACGUGGUCAGCAAGAUGAGGCGAGAUUCGAAAGGAAACUGCUCAAGUUCUAUUUCCAGUCGUUCUUACUUGGGGUACCGGAGAUUGUGGUCGGAUUUCGGACACCUGCCGGGGUUGUGACGACGGUGCAGUCGUUCAAGACGAUUCAGCUGCCCCGGCUCGUUCGUGGCAAACCGGACGCAUGGGACCCUCUUGUGUGCCUCGACUGGGGACAGCGAGUUUUGACGUUUCUCAAGGACGUUGCCCGAACACGGCCGCAAGACGAAAAUAGGCAUUCUAUCCCAGUAUGGAGAGUGAGGUUCGUGCCUGGGUCAGGGCUCAACGUAGAAGAGCUCAAUCGCGCCGGCGUCGAGGACGUGGAGAACGGCGAAGACCGCGUCGGGUUCCUCCCCCGAUGGUACUGGGAAGAAAUUGACGCCAACACACCUCCAACACACGCAGAGCAGGCGGAAGCGACAACAGCGCGGGUGCUCAACUUGGCGAGUGCGGGAUGGCAGAUAUGA